AUGCCAAGUGGAGUCGCAGUUCGCCAUGUUUCGUGUGGAGACUGCCACAGCUGUGCCUCGCAUGAGAAGCGUCGGGUCUGGUUUGGGGGCGCAGGCAGGAAACGGAGGUCCUGGAGAAGAGUGCACCAACGCAUACCAACGCUGGUCCUGGAGGUAUGCCUGCAGAUUGCAAGUGGCGCUAACCACACGGUGGCACUAGCAGCUCCGAGUGGCCACAAUCAAGUCUUCGCUUGGGGCUCUAACGCCAUGGGACAGCUUGGACUGGAAGACGCUUGUGGAUUCUCCGAGCGCACCCUGCCUUGCUCGGGCAGCGUCGCAGGCCUGGCACCGCGUGAAGGCGGCGGCUGCGAAGUCGCUGGCGAGCAGGUCGUGCGCAUUCAUCAAGCUGAUGGCUCUGUGCGUGCCGCUACUUCCAUGACUGCGGAACAGGUCCAGCAAGCUGUGGUGCAAGGUGCAACUGCCCUGGUUCUGCAGGUUGCAGAGCGGGAGGUCCCCAAACCAGAGAAGCAGAAACUGCUACGGCCACAGCACGUGCCGCUGGAAGUUGGUGCUGGGGAGCAUGUUGCUUCUUCGGACGGUGCCGUUGCUUGGUCGUCGGUUGAACGGCGAUGGCUAGGUUAG
Messenger RNA from Symbiodinium necroappetens, 621 nucleotides. NCBI's taxonomy places the organism in Eukaryota, Dinophyceae, Suessiales, Symbiodiniaceae. The record is from the annotation of a GenBank genome assembly.